GUCGGCCUGAACUGAGAGUAAUGUUACAGAUUGGGAAGAGUGUGAAGAGGCUGCGUAUCGAUCCCGCUUUCUCUCACAGCCAUUGCAGUACAUUGAGCUCCAUAGACACAGCAUUGGAAUAUUGUUAAAAUGGGGAAAGGUGAUCCCAAGAAGCCCAGAGGAAAAAUGUCCUCCUAUGCUUACUUUGUGCAAACGUGCAGAGAAGAGCACAAGAAAAAGCACCCUGACGCAUCUGUAAACUUUGCAGAAUUCUCUAAGAAGUGCUCAGAACGGUGGAAGACCAUGAAUGCUAAAGAGAAAGGAAAAUUUGAAGACAUGGCGAAAGUAGACAAGGUUCGUUAUGAAAGUGAAAUGAAAUCCUACAUACCACCAAAAGGAGAGACUAAAAAGAAGUUUAAGGAUCCAAAUGCACCAAAGAGACCACCCUCUGCUUUCUUCUUGUUCUGCUCCGAGUUCCGUCCUAAAAUUAAAGGAGAGCACCCAGGUCUGACCAUUGGUGAUGUUGCAAAAAAACUAGGAGAGAUGUGGAAUAACACUUCAUCAGAAGACAAGGUGCCUUAUGAAAAGAAAGCUUCCAAACUGAAGGAGAAGUAUAAGAAGGAUAUGACAUCAUAUCGAACUAAAGGUAAAGUAGAGGGACCAAAAAAGGCUCCUGCCAAGUUUGAAAAAGGCAAGAGAGCUGAUGAUGAUGAUGAAGAUGAUGAUGAUGAAGAGGAGGAGGAGGAAGAGGAAGAAGAGGAUGAGGAGGAAGAUGAUGAAUGAGCAUCUCCAUCAGCAUUUCUUUUAUUUUGUUUUCUUUGUCGAUAUAGCAUUUAACCCCCCCGUGCACAGCUCACUCAUUUUUAAAGACAAAAACAAAUCGAAUAUAAGAAUGUGUAAGAUUUGUUUUUAAACUGUACAGUGUCCUUUAUUUCCUUUUUGUUUUAUUUUGUUGUUAUAGUUAACACACUACCGGCUGUGUCUUUAGACUUCCCUGUUUUGUUUUGUUUAUUGCCCCUGUUUUUGUGGUUUUCAGUGGCCACUAACCUUGCCUGGUACAGGACGGGGGUUGUAAAUUGGCAUGGAAAUUUUCAGCAGGUUCAUGUUGUGCACAGCACAGAUUAGUUACAUGGGGAUGUAGAUCAUUUCAUCUUCAGUUGUCUUAGCAUCAUAAUUGUUGUUCUGUUUAACUGAAUACCACUCUGUAAUUGCAAAAGCAAACAAGAAGAAGAGUUGCAAAUGUUUUGUUGACAUUCUGAUUGCUUCGAAGUAAAUACAAUUUUUUUUUUU
Bufo bufo (common toad) is the source of this 1269-nucleotide messenger RNA. RefSeq names its product high mobility group box 1 (gene HMGB1). The record is from RefSeq and is a predicted model, not a curated record. Gene Ontology annotation, biological process: regulation of transcription by RNA polymerase II. Gene Ontology annotation, molecular function: DNA binding, bending. NCBI's taxonomy places the organism in Eukaryota, Metazoa, Chordata, Amphibia, Anura, Bufonidae. The transcript has 5 exons. Gene Ontology annotation, cellular component: nucleus. The coding region runs from base 130 to 762 and encodes 210 amino acids.